AUGGUAAGCUCAUCUUGUAACACUUUACCACUUUCACCUACUGGCAUACCGGUUUCCACAAUCUCCGAUGGCAUAUUGCAAAGCCAUAAUCUCAAUCGCCGAUCCUCUUCUUCUUCUUCUACUAACUCGUGUUCUUCCCAAUGGCAGCUUUUCCCUAGGCCAAUACGGCGAUUGGAACAUGAUGUCGCCGUCAAGAAGAUAGAUAAGGCCAAGGCUUCAGCUUCUUCGUCUAAUUGCUCUAAGUUUCAGAUUUAUUUCAUUGGAAAUUUGGAGUUCAUGGACUUGUCCCUCGUGCCGGGUGUGAUGCUGCUUACCACUGCUAUGCCAACAUCCUCCACACAAGGUGGUUUUUUGUCAUAUACUUGCUGUGAUGCUUGUGGCAGAUUGUUUGUGAAGGGAAAUUAUUGCCCUGUAUGCUUGAAGGUGUAUAGGGAUUCAGAAUCAACACCAAUGGUAUGCUGCGAUAUUUGUCAACGAUGGGUGCAUUGCCGUUGCGAUGGAAUAAGUGAUGCGAAAUAUCUUCAGUUUCAAGUUGAUGGAAACCUACAAUAUAAAUGUGCCACAUGCCGUGGGGAGUGUUAUCAGGUGAAGGAUCAUCAGGAUGCAGUUCAAGAACUUUGGAAGAAAAAAGAUGUGGUGGACAAAGACUUAGUUGCUACUUUGAGGGCCAACCGAGGAAGAAAUAUUUUCGAUAUUCCCGUUUUCAGAUGAUGACAAAAGUGGUCCCGUACCUGGGCGCUCUUUGAAGCUCUAUAUCAAAGGUUUGGUGGAAAAUUCCUUAAUGAAAAGCAAGGAGCAUGGGAAGAACUCCUUUAACAAAAAACAUGCUUGUAAAAAAGGUAAUCACACCAAGACAGAUCCCGAACAGGAUUCUGAAGUUCAGAGACGCAGGCUAGGUGUCACUAGAGUAUAUAGUGUGGGGUUUCAGAUAAAUGAACAAUCUGAUGUUCAAUCCUCUGUAGCUGGAAUUUGCUCAACACAUGAACCGAGGAUUGUGAAACACAAGAGGCUUGAUGAUGUUAUGGUGACUGAUGAGGAAAAGCCAUCAAGGAUAGUCAGAAUAAAGUGUAGCAAGCCUCACGAUUCUGAUAGCGAGGAUAUAUCAAGGAAUGCAGGCGAGGAGAAAUCUGUGAAGGGAAAGAAGUUGGUGAUUAACCUUGGUGCUAGGAAAAUUAAUGUUAGUGAUUCUUCUAAGUCCAAUGUUGUAUCUCAUUUACCGAGGGACAAAAAAGAUCAGUCUUCAAGCGAAGUACAAACUUUGAAGAUUUUUGGAAGGUUUGGCAAAACUCAAUCUGAAGGGAGUAUAGCUACAUUUGGGUUGAUCACGCAGUUCCCUGCAUCAACAUGCGAAGGUAGUCAUGUGGAUGACAAAACAUCCUCCUCACCAUCUUUACAGAAAGUCCAAAAGUCCAAUCAGACGAAGGCUGUUAAAUUCAAACGGCUUUAUGUUCAAGCUUUGUGUGUUAAGUAAUUUUCUCGACUUUGGGUUAAUUGAUAAUACUUUGUUGACAAAAUAUUUGGUGUAUUGUACGUUUUUAGCUUUGUCAAAUCCAAGGAUUUGAUGUAUUCUCCUAUAUUAUAUUUUUAUUUAUGUAGUGUAUAAUUUGCAAUGUUUAAUUUCAG
Molecule: messenger RNA, 1623 nt
Organism: Thlaspi arvense
Lineage: Eukaryota; Viridiplantae; Streptophyta; Magnoliopsida; Brassicales; Brassicaceae
Source: the annotation of a GenBank genome assembly